Messenger RNA from Osmerus eperlanus (European smelt), 986 nucleotides. It is a transcript of the gene srek1ip1, whose product is annotated as SREK1-interacting protein 1. Gene Ontology annotation, molecular function: nucleic acid binding; zinc ion binding. The coding region runs from base 301 to 756 and encodes 151 amino acids. The transcript has 5 exons. The record is from RefSeq and is a predicted model, not a curated record. NCBI's taxonomy places the organism in Eukaryota, Metazoa, Chordata, Actinopteri, Osmeriformes, Osmeridae.
AAACAAAGCUAGAAUAUCGAAGUACUUUAGCUAAAUAGGGAAUGUAGAUUAAGUAUCCAUUUAGUUAGACAAUAAUAUUCCUGGAAAAUAUAUUUUCUAUAUAAUUUUAAGAGAUUAAGGCACUGGCGCAGUUUUUUUUAUUAACGGGUUUAACUAAACCCCCAUGAUUGCCUAAAUGUAGGACUUCAUUGUUUCCUAGUCGCCAGUAUUUUGUAGAGGACUCACGAGGAAUUCCGCCAACUUGCUAACGUUGCCACACUUUUCACAGUUUGGAACGAUUUUACCAUUUUACAUUCGAUUAUGGCUGUGCCAGGUCCCAACAAGGACAACAUCAGGGCUGGAUGCAAGAAAUGUGGUUACCCUGGACACCUGACGUUUGAGUGUCGCAACUUUGUGCGUGUGGAUCCCCAGAAGGACAUAGUUCUGGAUGUGAGCAGCACCAGCACCGAGGAAAGCGAAGAGGAUGAGCCGGAAGUUGUUCGCAUUGAAAAGCCGGUCCGAGGUAAUCGGCACUCUAAAGGUUCUCAUGAUGAUUCUAGAAAAGAACGACACAAAAGAAAGAAAACUAAAGACAGUAAAUCAAGAAAGAGGACAUAUUCCUCAAGUGACGAAGAAGAGAGCAAGAAGAGAAAGAAGCACAAGAGCCACAAGAAGAAAGGCAAGAAGGAAAAGAAAGAACGUCAUAAGAAGAAGCAGAAAAAGAAACAUGAAUCUUCCUCAUCUGAUAGCUCCAGUGGUUCUUCAGACACCGACUAAAACAUGAACACGUUUUUUUUAUGUAGUCAAUUUUCUUUUGUCGAUUUUGAAUUUGUGUGUGAAUAUUACCCUGAUGGCAUACGGUUAAUAAUCACGUUUUCACAAAUCAUUUUUACCCGAUGUGUAUAUUGAUACAAGUUAGACCCCUCUAUAUUUUCCACUUUUCUGGGAAGUGGGUGUACUGCUUUUUGUUCAUUUACUCUAAGUAAUAAAAUGUUUUAUAACAUUUA